Molecule: messenger RNA, 1641 nt
Organism: Engraulis encrasicolus (European anchovy)
Lineage: Eukaryota; Metazoa; Chordata; Actinopteri; Clupeiformes; Engraulidae
Gene: vamp4
Product: vesicle-associated membrane protein 4
Exons: 8
Coding region: 230-652 (140 amino acids)
Biological process (GO): vesicle-mediated transport; SNARE complex assembly; Golgi ribbon formation
Cellular component (GO): SNARE complex; membrane; trans-Golgi network
Source: RefSeq, a predicted model, not a curated record
CACAGAUACAGCAGACAGACAACUGAAACAUACCACAGGAACGUUCUGUACUCUCGACAUCGCGGUGGUGUUAUUUUAGAUAUUGUAAAACUUAAUCUACUGAAACCGAAGAGAACUGACCAGGACCUUUUCUGUUUCAUCUACGCACUGAGAAGAAGACGUGUCCUCGGAUAAGAGCGAUAAGCCAAAGAGGGAGCCAGAGAGGGAGGAGCAGCCCGACGACAGCAUCAUGCCUCCCAAGUUCAAACGGCACCUCAACGACGACGAGGUCACAGGCUCCGUACGCAGCGAGAGGAGAAACCUAUUAGAGGAAGACUCGGAUGAAGAGGAGGACUUUUUCCUGAGAGGACCCACAGGACCACGGUUUGGGCCUAAAAAUGACAAAAUCAAACAGGUGCAGUCGCAGGUUGAUGAGGUCAUCGAUGUGAUGCAGGAGAACAUCUCCAAGGUGAUCGAGAGGGGAGAACGCCUGGACGACCUGCAGGAUAAAUCAGAGUCCUUGUCUGAUAACGCCUCCGCCUUCAGCAGUCGUGCCAAGCAGCUGCACCGGAGGAUGUGGUGGAGAGACGUCAAGAUGAAGGCGGUGAUCGCCCUGGUGGUGCUGGUGCUGCUGCUCAUCAUUAUCGUUCCUGUGAUCCUGAGGUAUCGCUAGAGACUCCUGGAGGCUGUGGAGCCUGACGCAGCUCUUCCUCCUCCUCCUCUUCCUCUCUAUUCCUCCUGUUCCUCUUCCUCCUCCUGCUGUCCUCCUCCUCCUCCUCAUAUCUCCUCCACCUACUCCUCUCUCCCUAUUCCUCCUCUUCCUCCUGCUCCUUUUCCACCUCCUCCUCUUAUCCCCUCCUCUUCCUCUCUAUUCCUCCUCUUCCUCUUCCUCCUCCUCCUCUUCCUCCUUCUCUCCCCCUGGCCUCCUCCUCCUCCUCGUAUCUCCUCCAUCUACUCCUCUCCCCCUCUUCCUCCUCCUCCUCCUGCUGCUGCUGCCUGUUCUCAUUCCUUCACACCAGCGCGGGGCGCUAGAGCGCUGCACCUGACCUGACCGCCGAGCCCCACCUGCUGCCCACCUGACGCCCUGCUGCCUCGGAACAGCCAGCCAGCGUAGGGUUGGGAUGGACUGGGUUGGAUGGGUUGGGUUGGGUUAUGGUUGACUGGGCUGGGUUGGGUUGGGCUGGGUUAUAUUGGGCUCGACUGGUUUGGGUUGGGUUGGGUUAUAUUGGGUUGAAGGGGCCACAUCCAGCAGUGUCUGUGUGUGUGUAAUCCCUCUGUAUACAAGAAUGCAUUUAUUUAAUCAGAACUUAUCAGUAAACACACACACAAACACACACACGCACACACACACGCAUGCAUACAUGCAAGGACAUUCCGUAUACAGCGCAUGCGCACACACACAUGCUCAAAUAUGCAUCGUUACAUUCGUACACAUUCUUCCAGAACAACCGCUUACAUUCACACAGCAGGUGAUGCAACAUUCACACAGCAGGUGAUGCUUCACUCAACACAUGCUGUACGUAUGCCAGUGAGGUUAGACUGCCGUCUGCUGUCUGCUGUCCUCAUCCAGGUGCUGUUUCUUCAUUGUCGUGUUUUAACUUUGUCUAUUCCAGGGCCCUAUACUAAGAAACGCGGGUUUCAGGAGGAAACCAGGUGACGUUA